AUGAUCCACCAUGAUUUAAAAAAGAAAACAAGCAGGAUUAUUUAUUUGCAUGGCUCUGACGAUGUGUGGAGUACAUUGGGUCUUAUUGAACCACGGACAAAAGACUCCGUUUCAAUUGUCAUUAAAGGAGGAUCUCAUUGUGCAGAUGUAUAUCCUUCUCGUUCAUCGGACCCACCACAGUUAAAGAAAGCUCGAAUAACUGUUGCAUUUUAUUUUAAAAAAAUGGUUGUUGGAAGAAUAAUGUUUUGCACGGAUAAAAGAUAA
Macrosiphum euphorbiae (potato aphid) is the source of this 264-nucleotide messenger RNA. NCBI's taxonomy places the organism in Eukaryota, Metazoa, Arthropoda, Insecta, Hemiptera, Aphididae. The record is from the annotation of a GenBank genome assembly.